This is a messenger RNA of Lichtheimia ornata, 2316 nucleotides long. RefSeq lists its product as uncharacterized. Gene Ontology annotation, biological process: protein phosphorylation; intracellular signal transduction. The record is from RefSeq and is a predicted model, not a curated record. Gene Ontology annotation, cellular component: cytoplasm. Gene Ontology annotation, molecular function: ATP binding; protein serine/threonine kinase activity. Bases 1 to 2316 code for a protein of 771 amino acids. The transcript has 4 exons. NCBI's taxonomy places the organism in Eukaryota, Fungi, Mucoromycota, Mucoromycetes, Mucorales, Lichtheimiaceae.
AUGACGAUCAAAAGCGUGACACGAUCGCUCCGGCGUAAUUUUGGUAGUACCAGAAAGAAAACGCCUAAAGAUCAACCAUCAGCCUCCUCACCGACAACCCCAUCUCCUCCUCAACAACAACAACCACAAGCCAAUACUCAUAACAACAACACACCUUCAUCCAAUUCAUCCAUCGUGACCCCUCCUGAUGGUAACCAAGAUACGUUGCUCAAUGGUAUUGGGCCCUACCGUUUCCAUGGACCACUGGGUAGUGGCAAGUUUAGCCGUGUUGUAUUAGCCAGGCACCGUGACACUGGCAAACAAGUGGCCAUCAAGAUCAUUGACAAACAAGCCCAUGAGUACCGAGUCAUGUCACGGCUUGUACGAGAAAUCUAUUUGAUGGAGAUGUUGGAUCAUGAAAACAUUGUCAAGCUUUACGAAACCAUUGAAACAUGCGACUCGUUAUUCCUUGUGAUGGAAUACAUUCCUGGGGUCAAUUUGGAUGAGUACUUGCAUCGACAAGGUGGCAAGCUUAAAGAGGAUGAGGCACGUCAUUACUUUCGACAAAUGGUAUCUGCUGUCUACUUUUGCCAUAAUCGAUGGGUGGUCCAUCGUGAUCUCAAGACACCCAAUGUACUUAUUACACCGGAUGGCGUGGUCAAGUUGGCUGACUUUGGCCUGGGCAACCGGUUUGGGUUACAGCGGCUCAAGACCAUUUGUGGAUCCAUGCUCUACUACAGUCCCGAAAUUAUCACUGGACAAAAGUACUUUGGACCCGAGGUGGAUUGUUGGUGUCUUGGCAUUGCACUUUUUCGAAUGACGUCUGGCUAUGAACCAUUUUCACAUGCACACACUGUGGGCGAGCUCAAACGUGAUGUGUGUAGCUGCAACUACAAAAUGCCUGAUUCAAUUAGCCCCGAGCUACAAACUACCAUUCGCAAAUGCCUGCAGACCGAUCGACGUAAACGUAUGACCGUACGACAAGCACUCAAAGAUGAUCCAUGGCUGACAAAGAAUGGCGAAUUAUCAUGCCCCUUUUCGGAUGUCCCUAAAACCGCCUAUGAUGAAAUUGUGGGUGAUGAUCUUGGUGAAUCAAGUAGCAAUGAUCGGCAGGAACGAGAACGUCGUGCACGUCGCCAAUUUAUGAAAGACCUUGAACAUGAUUCAAACAUGCAUAGCAGUGUCAAGCAUACCAUCAUCUACCACCCUGUUAAUCCAUCCACUUACUUUACCACUGGCAUGGCACCUACUAAUUGUCACCACCACCAUCAGCAACAUAAUCCACCACCUUCCCACCGGAUCCAUCAGCAUCAUUAUCAUUAUCAACAUGAGAACAUUGAAAUCUUGCGCUCGGAGCUCCUUCAAUCCAUUCGUGCACGAGCCAAACGACUUGGUAUCCGAUCCGCUGAACGAUGGGGUGGCACAGCACUAGCAUUACGUUUAAAGCCAUCUGAAGUGGAAAAAGCCAAUGGCAACAGCAGCAAUAACGGAUUCAAAUUGUACGAUAUGAUGCAACGUUUGACCCGUAGUCAAGUGUAUUGUUUCCAUGUCAACUACAAGUCAUCAUCACAACUCCAUCCACCUCCUUCCUUGUCAUCCUCCUCCAAUAUGAGCACAUCCACAUCAUCAUCACCAAGCACAACCUUAUCCCAUCCUUCUUUGGGUGAUCAUUCCCAUGGCAACAACAACAACACCCAAUCAGAACACCAUUCGAGUCUGCAAAAGGAUUUUAUGACUUUGCUCAAACACACAUGCCAAUUGAUGGGGAUUACUUAUUCACAAGAAAGUCCUACACGUCUUUUAUGUGUGCUUACAUUACGCGAGCCAUCCAAAGAUGACAAGAAACCUGAUGGGACAUCCUCCAAUAGUCGACCCCCACCCCCACCCACCAAGAUGCGAAGGCGUACGAGUCGUAGCAGUACACGUAGCAGUACAGCUGCCAGUAGCACGGAUGAAAUCAUUAUUGGUUCAGAGCCAUUCCGACAUCGUCGUAUGUCAUUGCCUCUUAUUUCUCAUUUAACAUCAUCCAUGACAACUUCCUUUUUUGGUCGAGCCAAGGCACGUCAAUCAGUGGACGAGAAAUCGGAUAAGCAACAACAUCAUGGCCAUCAUCAUCAACAACAGCAACAGCAACAACAACAACAGACAGCGCAAAUUAAGAAAAAGGAUAGCUUGGCGGUGUUUUCGAUUGAUAUCGAGCAACGACCUGGUGGGGGUGGUACCAAUGCUACGACCAUGGUCGCAUUACGAUUUUCACGGCAACGAGGAUCCAAUACAGUGUUUAAAAUGGCAGGUGGUUGGAUCACAGGUGUCUUGUCCUUGCCACCCCAAGAAUGA